Molecule: messenger RNA, 824 nt
Organism: Punctularia strigosozonata HHB-11173 SS5
Lineage: Eukaryota; Fungi; Basidiomycota; Agaricomycetes; Corticiales; Punctulariaceae
Exons: 5
Coding region: 72-734 (220 amino acids)
Biological process (GO): spliceosomal complex assembly
Cellular component (GO): U2 snRNP; U2-type prespliceosome; nucleus
Molecular function (GO): nucleic acid binding; zinc ion binding
Source: RefSeq, a predicted model, not a curated record
CGUACACUCACUUGGGGCUCAAGCUCGAGACUUCCAGCUCGCCUCCAGCACGCUGUGAAACCUUUUCGAGCAUGGACUACCAGAAUCGUGUGGGUUCGAAGUUCGGUGGCGGAGGUGUCGCUGGCGCAUCCGAGAGCAAUGUAGACAGACGGGAGCGCCUGCGCAAGCUCGCGCUCGAGACUAUUGACCUGGCCAAGGACCCUUACAUCCUUCGCAAUCACCUCGGAUCGCUAGAAUGCCGUCUAUGUCUUACCCUGCACACCAACGAGGGCUCAUAUCUUGCCCAUACUCAGGGAAAAAAGCAUCAGACAAACCUUGCCCGGCGUGCGGCUCGAGACAUGAAGGAGACGCAACUGAUGGUUCCGCCUACUCAAUCGAGUGUACAACGGAAAGUAUUCCUGAAGAUAGGAAGACCAGGAUACCGCGUGACCAAGGUGCGCGACCGGGACACGGGAAAAGAGGGCAUGAUGGUGCAGGUUCAUCUUCCACAAAUCAAACCCGGGGUCAUUCCAAGGCGGCGCUUCAUGAGCGCCUGGGAACAGAAACGCGAGCCUCCCAACAAAAACUAUCAGUACCUCAUCGUUGCGGCGGAGCCUUACGAGACUAUUGCUUUCCGCAUACCAGCUCGUGAGAUAGAGGAUGAAACAGACGAUGCCGGCUACUGGAACUGGUCUCACUGGGAUCCCGAUACCAAGCAGUACAGUUUCCAGUUCAUGUUCCGUCUGCAUUACUGACCGUCGCUGUUGCUACUGUCACUGUAAUAAUCCUUUGUCAAGUGUUCAUUCCGUCACGUCCCUUGCACGAGUAUUGAAUUUGGUGAGAAG